Molecule: messenger RNA, 1113 nt
Organism: Sorghum bicolor (sorghum)
Lineage: Eukaryota; Viridiplantae; Streptophyta; Magnoliopsida; Poales; Poaceae
Product: CASP-like protein 4B1
Exons: 1
Coding region: 207-914 (235 amino acids)
Source: RefSeq, a predicted model, not a curated record
GUAAUUUACGAGAAAAAUAUUUUAAACCUAGCUAAUUUAUAACUAAGCAAUAAUCACUAAAUAACAAACGAAAGUACUAUAAUAUUAAAACCUAAAAAAGAUUUCGGAUAAAAAAAACAAGUUCCAGGCAGGGUCCGGCUGGUCGAUAUGAUCAUCCGCCCCUCUGUGAGUGAGUGUACGUGCAGUGUUUGCUUGGCCGCUAAGGCAUGCACAUGGACAUGGCGAUGACCACUACCACCACCACCACCACCACACCCAAAAGCACCAGCAGCAGCCCCGGCGCGUACGUCGCCAAGCCUCCCCCGCCGCCGCCGGGCUACGUCGACGUCGUCCACAACAAGGCGGCGCCGGCGGCGUACGAUUCCUACAACGGACGACGACAAGGAGGCGGCGCGGCGGCCACGGCCACCAGCAGGGCCUCCUCCGACUACGACGAAGACCGUUACCAGCAGCAGGCGGCGGCGGGAGCGCGGGCGCUGGACGGGCUCCUGCUGCUGCUGCGCGCGGCCGCGUCGGUCAUGUCGUUCGUGGCCGUCGCGCUCGUCGCGUCCUGCCGCCACGGCGACUGGAUGGAGUUCGCGCGCUACCCGGAGUACAGGUGCCUCCUGGGGGCCUCCGUGCUCGCCUGCGUCUACGCCGCCGCGCAGGCGCUUCGGGUCUUCCGACGGAUGCGCGCCGCCGGCUACGGCGGGAGAUCGGGAGGCGGAGGCGGCCUCGCGGAUUUCGCCGGCGAUCAGGUGGUGGCGUAUCUGCUCAUCGCGGCGUCGGCGGCGGCUCUCCCCAUCACCCUCCGCAUGAGAUCCGCCGUCCUCAACGUCUUCACGGACGCCAUGACGGCCGCCAUCAGCCUCGGUUUCAUCGCCUUUGCAGCGCUCGCCUUGUCCGCCAUGCUCUCCGGAUUCUUCACACUCUAGCUCCGAUAUCCGCCGCGCGCAACCAAAUUCUUUUUUUUUCUCUCUCUAUCUAGAAAGAUUAAUUUGCAGUACAAUAUUAAUUAGCGUGUGCUUGCGUCACCCCUCAUUAUAUACCAGUACGUGAGUGCACGACGGAUUGUUCCAGAUGCCUGAUGAUAGUGUGCUAAGUACGUUUUGAUUGCUAAUUGGUGUCAUCCGA